Triticum aestivum (bread wheat) is the source of this 1755-nucleotide messenger RNA. RefSeq names its product nuclear transcription factor Y subunit B-6-like. Gene Ontology annotation, biological process: regulation of transcription by RNA polymerase II. Lineage: Eukaryota; Viridiplantae; Streptophyta; Magnoliopsida; Poales; Poaceae. Gene Ontology annotation, molecular function: DNA-binding transcription activator activity, RNA polymerase II-specific; RNA polymerase II cis-regulatory region sequence-specific DNA binding; protein heterodimerization activity. Gene Ontology annotation, cellular component: CCAAT-binding factor complex; nucleus. The coding region runs from base 1 to 657 and encodes 218 amino acids. The record is from RefSeq and is a predicted model, not a curated record. The transcript has 2 exons.
AUGCUGCCAGGCUGCCCCGCCACCGUCGCCGUCGCCCGUGCCCACGCCGACACCCAACUCGAUCGGAAGCACAGCACUUACAAACUCAAUCAGCAAAGCCCUAAAGCCAAGUGCGAGUGCGACUACCUGCAUUGCACCUUGGCUAGCCCUAGACAUGGAGAAGUGGAGAACGACGGCGUCCCCAACGGACCAACGGCGCCGGCGCCUACCCAGGUGACGCCAGUGGUGCGGGAGCAGGACCGGCUGAUGCCAAUCGCGAACGUGAUCCGCAUCAUGCGCCGCGCGCUCCCUGCCCACGCCAAGAUCUCCGACGACGCCAAGGAGGCAAUUCAGGAAUGCGUGUCGGAGUUCAUCAGCUUCGUCACCGGCGAGGCCAACGAACGGUGCCGCAUGCAGCACCGCAAGACCGUCAACGCCGAAGACAUCGUGUGGGCCCUAAACCGCCUCGGCUUCGACGACUACGUCGUCCCCCUCAGCAUCUUCUUGCACCGCAUGCGCGACCCCGAGGCGGGGACAGGUGGUGCCGCUGCAGGCGACAGCCGCGCCGUGACGAGUGCGCCUCCCCGCGCGGCCCCGCCCGUGAUCCACGCCGUGCCGCUCCAGGCUCAGCGCCCGAUGUACGCGCCUCCGGUGUUAGUACUAAUCUUGUGCAUGUAGUUAGUUGGUUAGUGGAUUGACUGGCGGGGUCAUGCGUGUAUGCGUUAGAUGGAUAAGUAGAUGUGUGUGUGGCGUAGUGGUCACGGUAGCUAGGCUAUUAGGAGUGGCCGGUGGAGCUGGCCGCGUUGCUCGCAUGGCGCGCGUCGUGCGCAUGGCCGGUUCGCCCGCUGCAUGCAGCGGAGGGCUAGCUACGAGGAAACGUAAGGGCUGCGUCGCUGGGCGUCUACAAAGCCACGGCUGCCAGUGUGUAUUUUUGGUGAGCUGAGCACGUGCUCAGGAAGAGAAAAAAGGAUGCCGUUCGAGCGGCGGGUGGCGUAUGUGCGCCUGAAAAACACUUGGGUCUCUGUCCUUCUUCCUUCUCCUUCCUUCUUCUUCCUCUGGUGAUCUAGUUCAGAGAGAGAGAAAGGUGCAGCGAGAGCGAGAGCGAGAGCAAGGGCAUAGCCACGGCAACAACACCCGGCUCCGGUGCAGGUUCAGAAUCAGAUGCAGCGGCCCGUGUAAGCUCCCCCGACUCCGGUGCAGGUUCAGAAUCAGGUGCAGCGGCCCGUGUACGCUCCCCCGGCUCCGGUGCAGGUUCAGAUGCAGCGGGGCAUCUAUGGGCCCUGGGCUCCAGUGCACGGGUACGCCGUCGGAAUGGCGCCCGUGCGGGCCAACGUCGGCAGGCAGUACCAGGUGUUCGGCGGAGAGCGUUUCAUGGCCCAGCAAUACUACGGGUACGGGUACAAGGAAGGAGCGUACGGCGCAGGUAGCAGCAACGGAGGAGCCGCCAUUGGCGACGAGGAGAGCUCGUCCAACAGCGUGCCGGCGCCGGGGGAUGGCACGGGGGAGCCAGAGCCAGAGCCAGCAGCAGAAGAAUCGCAGGACAAGCCCGUCCAAUCUGGCUAGCCGCGUGGGCGGCGCGCGUUAGCUUCUGCGUCCUGUGUACUGUAAUAAUUUGCCGUGUCGAUCCGGCCAUGGUUUGUGUGUGCGUAGUGCUUACCUAAUGUGGGCUUGUCCUCUAGUAAUUCAUGUACUGCUUAUCUAAUGUGGGCUUGUCCUCUAGUAAUUCAUGUACUCUUUGCAAUUGAAGUUAUCGUCGCUUAAUUUGGUUUUGCUUAA